CUUUUGCAGAUUUAAAGGUUGUUUAAAAAAAAAAAACAAUAUGACAGUGACAUAUGUGGCUUCGGUCUGUGAUGAAUUGCUGAUUAAAAUCUAUUACCUUUUUCUAUUAGUUAAUUAAAACAAUAAUAUUUCGAAAUGGAUGUUUUCAAUAAAUUUUAUUCAUCGGUCAGCAAUACCGUGUCACAAUUGUCUGGUGUCUUACCCGGAAACCCUGUAACAAGAGAGUUUGAAGCAACACAAUUCAUUGCGAGCGCUGGCCCAGGUCUACUAUGGAAAAUAUACAAGGGAUACAAAAAGUCAACAAAACAAGAAGCAUCAAUAUUUGUGUUUGAGAAGAAGCAAUUAGACAGAUGGCAGAAGGCCGACAGAGACAUAAUGUUGGAGACUCUUAAAAGGGGUAUAAUACAGCUAACAAAACUACGACAUCCGCAGAUCUUAACUGUACAGCAUAGCCUCGAAGAGAGUCGUGAGAGCUUAGCGUUCGCCACUGAACCAGUGUUUGCGAGCUUAGCCAAUAUACUAGGCUACACGGAAAAUAUGCCUCAACCAAUACCUGGACAUUUAACCAAUUAUAAACUCUUUGAACUUGAAAUUAAAUAUGGAUUGAUGCAGAUUGCAGAAGGCUUAGCGUUCUUACAUACUGAUGUCAAGCUACUACACAGAAAUGUGUGCCCUGAGUCAAUAAUAGUUAACCAGCAGGGUGCUUGGAAAAUAUUUGGAUUUGAUUUUUGUGUUGCGAAUCAAAACUCAGUAGGAGCGGCUCCAUAUUGGCCUUUUAAUGAGUAUUGUCAAGCUAUGCAUGCUCUCACACAGCCCUCACUAGACUAUUUAGCUCCAGAAUAUAUAUUAUCAGCAUCACAUUCACCGGCAAGUGAUAUAUUUUCUCUUGGAAUGGUUAUAUACGUACUGCACAGCACAGGCCAUCAAACUUUAGGUAAUAUUGGAACGGAUUACAUGAAGUUCAAAAAAUUUGUAAAUGAAGUCAGAAAUUUACCACAGUCCAGAUUGUCAUGUGUAGCUGAAGGUCUACGUGAAUAUGUCAAGUUGAUGCUUAAUUCGACACCAGAAUUACGACCUGAUCCACACCAAUUUUUGAAGAUCGCUUAUUUUGAGGACGUGGGUGUGAAAACUUUGAAUUAUCUAGAUUCUUUAUUCCAAUGGGAUAACCUUCAAAAGUCUCAGUUCUACAAAGGUCUCCCACAGAUAAUUCAGAAAAUGCCACACCGUAUAUGUAUAUACCGGAUUUUGCCAUGUCUAACCAAGGAAUUUGUGAACCCUCCCAUGGUUCCCUUUGUUCUACCAAACGUAUUACUCAUAGCUGAGAACUGUUCUAAAGAGGAAUUUGUGAAACACAUCUUACCGGUUCUGAAACCAGUCAUGGUAGUUCAAGAACCCAUCCAAAUACUUCUAAUAUUCAUGCAAAAGAUGGAAUUGCUUCUGAAGUUGACACCCGGUGAUGAAAUCAAAACGGAUAUCUUGCCAAUGCUAUACAGAGCUUUGGAAUCAGAUGCUCAACAGAUACAAGAGUUGUGUUUGUCAGUUUUACCAACGUUUGCCUCAUUGAUUGAUUAUCCUGCUAUGAAGAAUGCUUUAUUACCACGCAUAAAAAAAUUGUGUAUGAGCACGAAUUUUAUUUCGGUUCGUGUAAAUAGCUUGUUGUGCAUUGGCAAACUCUUGGAGCAUUUGGACAAAUGGUUGGUGUUGGAUGAGAUAAUACCGUUUUUGCCGAAAAUACCUUCGAGGGAACCUGCUGUCUUAAUGGGCAUUUUAGGUAUAUAUAAAUUAGCUUUAAGUCAUCAAAAACUAGGGAUAACUAAGGAAGUCUUGGCCACAAAAGUGUUGCCAUUCCUCAUACCUCUAUGCGUUGAGAAUGGUUUGACUCUGACCCAGUUCAAUGCGUUGGUCACACUGGUGAAACAGAUGAUUGCCAAAGUGGAGAGCGAGCAUAGAGCUAAAUUGGAACAGCUCAACUCUAUACAGAACGAGUCCAGAGUGAUGGAGCACGCCCUCUCGGCGGACCUGGGCCCCUCCCCGCUGGCGAGCCCCGCGCCGGACGUGCGGGCGGCGCCGCUGGGGGCGCGGGACGCGGGCUCCCUCAGCAUCCAGGAUAAACAGAGGAUAGCUCAAGCGCAAGAAUCUGUCCGGCAGUUUGCAAACCAGCAUCAGCCGGCUCCGAUCAGGGCGCCUCCUAAGUCGUCUCCUCCCAAACCUCUCGACCUCACGUCGUCUCUCUUACAGUCCAACCUCACGCAGCUGUCCACUCAGCAGGCCCGACCUGGUACCACGCCCGGUAGUCACUUCGCCCCCAAUUACCACAGCAGUAUGAUCAGCACCAUGGGUCACAGCACACUGGUGCUAAACCACGCCCAGGGCAUGGGUGGCGCGCCGGGUACGGGGGCGGCGCCCGGCGCUGGCUGGCCCGCGACGCCGAACUCCAAUUUCAACAACAAAUGGGUGAACAACCAGAACUCUCACACAAACACGAGACAGGACUGGUCGGCCUUCGAGUCGCUCCUCCCCGACCAGAGCACGAACAAUAAUAAAAAAAUGGCCGACAACGAAAUGAUGGAUUUGUUGAGUUAAUAUCAAUAAGAAUGUUUAUAAAUAUAUAUGAAACGCAGAGAUAACCUGGAAUAUUACGUAUAAUAUAUUAUGUAAAUUAUUAAGAUUUUUGUGUUUUCUGUUUAUUAAUUUCGAAUCAAAAUUUUCGAACUCAGACGCUGUUACCAAAACAACAGCUCAAAGUAUUUCGUAAAUAAAAAAAGGUUUGAAUCGGCCAAAUAAUAAUUAGCGUAUUUCUGAGCGCUAGUGACGCCCAAUUAUAGCAUUCGAUCCUUGUUUCCGACAAUUCAAGCCUUAGUAUUUAUAUUUAUUACUUAUUACUCAGUAUUCAUUUAAUACAUUACAUUCUUUGUCAAGCUCGAAAAAAAAACUGCUUUCAAUUUUAUAUUAUUUUAACAAAGUUCGUUAAUAGCUACCAAAGAAAAUCGGUUGACAAGCAGAGAAGAUAAUGGGUACGUAUCUGUUAUAUAUUUUCGAGGAAAACUAAUCUACAUGUCUAUAGUACUUUAUUGAUAUUAAUAACAUUGAAAUCGGUCAAUAUCGAUAUUUAGUUAUGUAUACACUGUCGUAGUACAAAUUGUUGGGGUCGCGGUUCUUUUUUAGCUUUGUCCGUGCAAAGAUAAAACAAUAAUAAGGUCGUAAUAAAUAAAUACUAUGACGCAACAGUAUUUUCUUCUCGGUAGAUAGUCAUUGUAUGCUGUGAUUUUAUCUCUUUUAAAGUCUCAAUUAAUAUUUAUUUUUUUGUAGUUUUUAACGUUCUCGAUAGCGAAAAAGUUAGUUAAGAGAAGUUAAAUCUAAUUUGUAUGCAGUUGGAACAGCGCCCAUAGCGGCAAACGUUGGCAAACGUUCCAAUUCCAUACAAAUUUGAGUUAACUUUUACGCUAUCGCGAACGUUAAAUAACUCGCACUAAGCAUACUGAGCCCCACUCCGACAUGGAGCAGCUGAUUCCAUGGCUACAAACGCACCAAAAAGGGUUAUAAUUUUUGGCGCGCAAAUGUCGAUAUGUUCAUUUCCAUAUUAAUAACAUGUAGGUUAUAUAGAUUAGUUUAGAAAAUCAAUAUAUGUAUGAUAUAUUUCAGACAUUCCACAUGAAAAACAGGCUAAUGACAAGGGUUUUGUAUAACAAUUAAAUAAUUGAAAUUUACAGUUAGCAAGUUGCAUAGUGUUACAAUAGUGUAGCUAGGUGCAUAGUAUAGUUUGUUCGCGAUAGAUUACUCAUGUCAAAAUAGAAAGCGUCUACUUUAAUUAUAUUAAUUAAUGUACUUAUUUUGCUUUAAUUGAACUGUCAAUUCCUAAAAACAAUUUUAAUGAAUGCCUAUCAGAAUGUGAUCUUUACUUUAAGAUUUAUGACAUUUCAAAUAAAUUGAUUGAAUUUUAAUUGUUUUUAAUUGACACGCUAAAUACGAACUCAUCUGUCUUGUUGAACAUCCACGGCUGAGGGCAUAUUUGUCUUCGAGGUAUUUACAGAAAUUUAUUUUAUAUAAAUUCGAGGGGUGAAAGACUAUUUGGUUUAAGCGACAUUUCGCUUAAUACGCGACAAUUCGCUUAAUACGCGACAAUUAUCUUUGUAAUUAAAAAAGUUCUCCGUUUUAUUUGGUAGUAGUAUCACUUUGUAAUUAAAGAUGUCAUUUAUUUGGUACUAAUAUAAACAAUUCGAUGCUUUUAAUUGAACUUUAAUUAAGUUUACCCCCAUUCAAAUAGUUGAAGAAGUUUUAAUGACUGUCCUGUAAAGUUGCAAAAAUGUCGCUUAAACCAAAUAGACAUUCACCCCUCGAAUUUAUUAAAAAACAGGAGAGCAUACGAAAUGUAAAAUAAUGCUUUACUCGAUAUCAUCGCAGGGCAUUGAUGGCCUCGCAACCCAUAUGCUCAAAUAUGUUCGGGAAUUUAAGUUAUGGUGGAAAAAAAACCACGUGUAUAAGAAAACCAUGAAAAUAUUACACCUUUUUUGGUAGAUUUAUAAAAAGAGGAUAGCCUUUUCCGUAAUAACUAGAAUGAAACCCAAAAAAAUCUAAAACGAAGGUAGUGUAAGAGUCAGUUACCUGCGCUGCGGAUAUAGCUCGGCAGGAGACCUUUGGCGCCAAUUUGGACCGUUGGAGUCGAUUGCAUAUGUUUGUAUUUAAUGGACCAGCUUCUUUUUUAUUUUAUUUUAUUGCUUCUAUGGGUUCACAGUUAAGUGGUUACUGGAGCACAUAGACAUCUACAACUGGACCAGCUUCUUUUUUUUUUUUUUUUAUUGCUUCUAUGGGUUCACAGUUAAGUGGUUACUGGAGCACAUAGACAUCUACAACGUAAAUGCCGUCACCCACCUUGAAACCGAAACGCAUUACUGCUUCACGGCAGAAAUAGGCAGGGUGGUUGUACCUACCCGUGCGGACUUUUUUUUUUAUUUUUUUUAUUGCCUUUGUAGGCAGACGGGCAUACGGCCCACCUGAUGGUGAGUGGUUACCGUCGCCCAUGGACUUCAGCAAUGCCAGGGGCAGAGCCAAGCCGCUGCCUACCGCUUAAUACUCUCCAUAAGCCUCGUUUGAAGAAGGACAUGUCAUAGCGCUCGGGAAACACCGUGGAGGGGAGCUCAUUCCAUAGCCGGAUGGUACGUGGCAAAAAAGAUCUCUGGAAACGCACUGUGGAUGACCGCAGUGGCUCCAGGUAGUAUGGAUGAACUCUACUCCGGUGGCGGGCGGUGCGAUGGUAAAAACGAGAUGCUGGUAUCAUCUCGAACAAUUCCUCAGAGCACUCCCCAUGGAACAUACGGUACAAAAUACAGAGGGAACCGAAGUCCCUCCGCAGACCCAGAGGCUCCAAACGAUCCGAGAGAAUGGGAUUAUCGACAAUCCGAACGGCCCUCCUCUGUAUGGAGUCAAAUGGAAGAAGCUGGUAUUUGGGAGCCCCGGCCCAGAGAUGGGAGCAGUACUCCACGCGAGGCCGGACUUGUGCUUUAUAAAGCAAAAGUCUUUGUCCAGGCGUGAAGUACCGCUUCGCUCUGUUGAGGACUCCCAGCAUUUUGGACGCCAACUUGGCUUUGCCUUCCAAAUGACUCCGAAACUGGACAUCGCUCGAAAUGUCGACCCCAAGUAUCCCGAUACUCUCGGAAGGUUGCAGGGAUACUCCUUGGAAUUGCGGCGCCAUGACAAAGGGGUCCUUCUUCGCAGUGAACGCGCAAACCUGUGUCUUCAACGGGUUGAAUUGAACUAAGUUCGAUUCACCCCAUUUGGAGACUCGCCCCAGAGAGUUCUCCACUUCAGACACAAGUUUUGAUCGUCUCUCUUGCACCACGCUCCGAGAGAGACUCUGAUGGCCGAUAUAUCGCGCAUCCCCCGUGCUAUCAUCUGCAUAGCAAUGCAUGCCAUCAAUAGACAGCAUGUCAUUGAUAUACAGGAUGAAAAGCGUGGGGGAGAGCACCGAACCUUGUGGAACGCCAGCGUUAAUGGUCAUGGUAUCAGAACAGUCACCGUCUACAACGACCGUGAUGCUCCGCCCAUCCAAAAAGCUAGCGAUCCACUUGCAGAGACCCUCGGGGAUUCCGUAAGAUGGUAACUUCGAUAGAAGUGCCCUAUGCCAGACCCUGUCGAAGGCCUUCGCGAUAUCAAGGCUCACAGCAAGAGCCUCGCCCUUGCUCUCCAAGGCUUCAGCCCACCUGUGAGUAAGGUAUACAAGAAGAUCGCCAGCUGAGCGACCGUGACGGAAACCGUACUGUCGGUCACUGAUCAGCUGGCGAUCUUCAAGAUACUUCAGGAGUUGUGUAUUUAUAAUUCGCUCCAUCACCUUGGAAAGCAAGGAAGUUAUCGCGAUAGGCCUGUAGCUCGAUGGGUCCGACCGGUCACCCUUCUUGGGGAUAGGGUGGACGUGGGCGGUCUUCCAUGAAGACGGAACCCUGUUAGUGCAAUAAGAGAGGCGAUACAAACGCGUUAGCGCAGGCGUCAGCUCAGGGGCGCACGUUUUCAAAACCACUGCGGGGAUGCCGUCUGGCCCACUCGACUUAUGGACGUCCAGGAGUCUGAGCUCCCGCCUGACUGCACACUGUGUGAAGCAGAUUUCCGGCAGGGAGCUAUCACACCGGGGGAUGUUCGGUGGUGUGGCACCCCCAUCAUCCAUAGUCGAGUUCGAGGCGAAGAGUUUGACCAGAAGGUCAGCCUUCUUUUUCGCACUAUGGGCCAGACUGUCAUCGGACUUGCGCAGUGGUGGGAGACUAGACCUGCAGAAGUUUCCUUCUGCAGCUUUGGCGAGCGACCAAAAAGCACGGCUCCCGGAGGGAUAGCUCUUCAAUCGCUCGCCAACUCUAGCGACGUGCUCCGACUUCGCCUUGGCAAUUACCUUCUUGUAGGACCUGGAAGCGGCGUUAUAUUUCCGCCUUUCCCCUGAGAUGUUAGGAUCCCGACGUCUCCUGGCAUUAUCCCAUGCCACGUAUGCGGACCGCUUGUGGACUCACAACACGUUCUACUACCAGUAAUUACGCGAAUUGUAAUUUUGCGAGUUUGAUUUUUAUUACACGAUGUUAUUCCUUCACCGUGGAAGUCAAUCGUGAAGAUUUCAUAAGAACUUAUUUAAAAAAUCAUAAAAUCAUAAGUUUUUGGCAAAGGAAUCUUUAGCCUUCAGAAAAAUCGUAAAAGUGUAUUGAUAAACAUUGUAUUAAAAAUACUUAAUAUAAUAAGCGAAACAUAAUUUUUAUUUAUAAAAAUGUUAAAAAGCUAUACUUUUUUUUACAGAUUAUAAAGAAAUAUUGUAGGGUUACAUUCUUCAUUUAAAUUAAUAAUAUUUCAACCCCUUUUAACUGUCGAUUAUAAAUCUUAAAGCUAAACUUAUUAAAAUUACUUAAUAUAAAAAGAACGCGGGAAUGGUCAUUUUCCGGUUUUUAUACUAAAAAUAAUAGUAUUAAUAUCUAUAAAUAAUUAUUAGUUUAAUAUAUUAAUUAAAUUCACAUAUUUAGUGUUUCCAAGGUUUUGUUUAAAAAAAUAAUGAACAAUACGGUUUUAGUUUGAGUAAUAUACUCAAGUUGAGUGCGAUAUCCAUCAUCAUUAACAACAAAUAGAUACGCUACGCUUUUUAAUUGGAUGAAUAAUCCUAAUUAGUUACACUGUUUUACCGACAUAAUAAAUUCUUAUAAAUGUGAUUCAAAUAUACGGUUAUUGUUUCCCUUAUUGCUUAUUGCUUGAAUCAUUUAUCACGUUAUUUUGAAAUAAGUCCGGCAGAAUAACCGUUAUAGAUAACUUUCCUUUAUCAAAAGUGACUGCGCUCAAUUUCAAUUUAAGUUAACUACAAAGGUAUUUCACAUAAAUAUACAUUGGUAAUUUUAUGUGACAAUAUGUUUAUAUUUUUGAGUGCAAAGGAAUAUGCUGGUCACUUUGCUGUACCCAGUAGAAACCAAUUGUAUGAAAUAAGUCAUUAAUUAAAUUGAAGACGAUAGUGCUAAUAGUGAAAGGCUUAACCAAUUUUUAAUUAAGUAGGUAAUAAUUUUUUUAUCGUUUUUGCCGUCUACAUAUAAUAUUUUCUUACUUAAUUUUUUUUUCAGUCGCUAUUGAAAUUUAUAAAUAAUAAUAGUUUUAUUUUAUUUUAUAUUCUCACAAUAUUAUCUUCUUCUUCUAAAAGAUAACGCGAAAAACAUACAAGCGGUUACAGUUUGAAGCACACUAGCUGUUAAGAAACAUGUUUUAUAUUCGUAAUUAAACGAUAAUGACCAAAUCAUAAUGAAAAUGGCGACAACCGUGUUGGAAGCUGUCAUCGUCGCGGUAGUGUCAAAGUCAUUGAGCGUGCUGUUGUACAGGGGCUGCUCGAGGAUGCUCGAGGCGGCUGUUGAGAAGCUAGCUAGCAUGCACCAAACGACUAGUAGACUUUUACUAUUGGAUAGUGUAAUACC
Bombyx mori (domestic silkworm) is the source of this 8414-nucleotide messenger RNA. Its product is annotated as SCY1-like protein 2. Gene Ontology annotation, molecular function: ATP binding; protein kinase activity. The transcript is spliced from 6 exons. The coding region runs from base 136 to 2583 and encodes 815 amino acids. The record is from RefSeq and is a predicted model, not a curated record. Lineage: Eukaryota; Metazoa; Arthropoda; Insecta; Lepidoptera; Bombycidae. Gene Ontology annotation, biological process: protein phosphorylation.